AAACCAGACAUAAAAAAAUUAGAUAAAAAAACGACAGACAUUGUCAUUUCAAAGGGAUAUAUCUGCAGCUGACAUAUUCUUUAUAUUACAAGAAAAAUUGGAACGAAAAUUGACGAAAAAUACCGAAAAUCUAAUGGCAAGUGUCUGCUGAAAAAGGAGAAUUUAAAAAAGAAAAAGAAAAAAUAGAAGAAGAAGAAGAAGAAAAAUACUUGGUGGUGCUUGAUGGCACACAAGUCUUGAUCGGUCAAGCCAGUCAAGCCAGUCAAGCAUUGUCAAGCAAUGAACAUAGUCAACCUCCUCACUCAAUACUAAAAAAAGAUUAUCAAAUAGAAAAGCGUUAUGAGUACGUGUUCCUUUUGUAAGGAAAAAUUUUUAAUUUCAUCAGACAGAACAAGAAGCUAGCAAAUAAUUAUUAUUUGUAUUUUAUUACAUUGGCUUUUUAUUUUUUGGUCAUUUUGAGGAAAUAAAAAAAAACGAAGAAAUUAAAUUAAAUAAAAAUGGGAACUAAAGGUAAUUUUUCACCUGGAAAUACUCAAACAAUUGAUUUGAAAGUUGAAGGAGGUGUGAGCCCAAAAAAAUUUGAUCCAUUUGACAGUCGGAUCGUUAAAAAUCCAACAACGAACUUUGAUACACUUGUUCACUUGCUAAAAGCUGUAUUUGGAACUGGUAUUCUUUCAAUGCCAUUUGCAUUUCGUCAAUCUGGAAUACUUCUUGGUGGCUUAACAGCAAUCAUCAUUGGAAUUAUCAGCACUCACUGUGCUUACAUUUUGGUAAAAUGUGCACAUAUAUUAUACUACAAAGUUGAAAAAACAACAAUGAGUUUUCCGGAAGUUGCAGAACAAGCUCUAUCAAUUGGACCAAAGCCACUUCAAAAAUAUUCCAAAAUUGGAAGAUAUAUUGUUGAGAUAACAUUAUUCGUUGCAUAUUUUGGUACAUGCAGUGUAUUUGCUGUUGUCGCUGCAAAAAAUUAUCGAAGUGUUGUAAAUUGGUAUUUUUAUAAUACAGAAAGUACAAAUAUUGAAGAUGGUUUUAGUCUAAGAUUGAUGAUAAUUUGUUUAUUAAUUCCACUUGUUAUGUUAUCAUGGAUACCAGAUUUAAAAAAUCUCGUUCCAAUUUCAAUGAUUGCCAAUAUUUCAAUGAUAACAAGUGUAGUUAUUAUAUUUUAUUGGAUAUUUUGUCAUUUUGCAAGUGGCACAUAUGAUUCAAGUAAAUUUGUAUAUUAUCCUUCAACAUUUCAAGAAUUUAUUGACAAAUUUCCAAAAUGCUUUAGUAUAAUUAUCUUUGCCAUGGAGUCAAUUGGUGUUAUAAUGCCAAUUGAAAAUAAAAUGAAAACACCCAAGAAAUUCAUUGGUACAUUUGGAGUUCUUAAUUUAGGCAUGACUGGAAUUACUGUGAUGUAUGUUGUCAUUGGAGUUGUGGGGUAUAUGAACAAUCCAAAUUCAACAGAAGACAUGAUUGUUCUUGAAAUAUCAUCAAAAGAACCAAUAUCUCAUGUUUUAAAAAUACUAGUGGGAACAUCAGUGAUAUGCACAUGUCGUUUAUUAUUUAGUGUUUGUCUUGAAAUUGCUGAAAAUUGGAUGGAAAAUUUUCAAGCUAAAAAAUCAACACUGAUAGAUUAUACACUGAGAACAAUGAUGAUGACAACAUGUGUUUUAUUGGCUGUUGCUGUACCAGCAAUAUCACCAUUCAUGUCACUGAUUGGAGCAUUUUGUUUUUCAAUUCAAGGUUUUAUAUUACCAGUUAUUCUUGAAACAAUAACAGUAUGGAAUUUUGGUUUUGGUUUUUGUAAAUGGAUUGCAAUUAAAAAUAUAAUUAUUGUUGUUGUUGCUAUAUUUGCAAUAUUUUAUGGUUCUGCUGAUGCCAUACCAGGCAUCAAAAAGGCUAUAUUUGAAAAUUAAUUAUUAAAAUACGACAAUACUAAAUUUAACUGCUCAAUUAAAAUUUUUGUUUUUUUUUGUAAAAUAAAUUCAAUAAUCAUUUGUUCCAUUGAUGAAUGUAACUAAAAUAAUAAUAAAAAAAAAAAAGAUGAAAUAAUAAAA
Aphidius gifuensis is the source of this 2039-nucleotide messenger RNA. Its product is annotated as proton-coupled amino acid transporter-like protein pathetic. Gene Ontology annotation, biological process: amino acid transmembrane transport. Gene Ontology annotation, molecular function: amino acid transmembrane transporter activity. Gene Ontology annotation, cellular component: vacuolar membrane. Lineage: Eukaryota; Metazoa; Arthropoda; Insecta; Hymenoptera; Braconidae. The transcript is spliced from 9 exons. Bases 498 to 1898 code for a protein of 466 amino acids. The record is from RefSeq and is a predicted model, not a curated record.